This is a messenger RNA of Cololabis saira (Pacific saury), 4377 nucleotides long. RefSeq names its product synaptopodin 2-like a (gene synpo2la). The transcript has 4 exons. Gene Ontology annotation, cellular component: nucleus; actin cytoskeleton; Z disc. The record is from RefSeq and is a predicted model, not a curated record. Lineage: Eukaryota; Metazoa; Chordata; Actinopteri; Beloniformes; Belonidae. Gene Ontology annotation, molecular function: actin binding. Bases 273 to 3833 code for a protein of 1186 amino acids. Gene Ontology annotation, biological process: positive regulation of actin filament bundle assembly.
GCUGUCCCACUCUGGGUAUGGGUGGGUGCACAGAAAGUGUGUGUGGAUCCAUGUGUGUGUGCAGGUGUGAGUAUUGGCCCUGGAGCUCAGAAAGAAGAUAGUGCCUGGACAGUGCGGCAGGCGAAGAGCAGGCCAGAGCUCUAUGAGGGGGCCCUGACUGCUAACCAUGGAGCCAGUGCACUGAGGGGAGACCCUCAGAUACAUUAUAAAAACCAAAGAAUAACGGAAAAUAGCCAAGAAAAAGGAGAAGAAAAACUAAAAAAGACAGAAGAAUGGUUGCAGAGGAAGUGAUCAUUACAUUGUCUGGUGGAGCACCAUGGGGGUUUCGUCUCCAGGGAGGGGUGGAACAUCAGAAACCACUCCAGGUGGCUAAGGUACGUAAACGCAGCAAAGCAUGCAGGGCUGGGCUGCGGGAGGCUGAUGAGCUGGUGUCCAUCAACGAACAGCCAUGUGGACCUCUUUCCCAUGCCCAGGCCAUGAACCUUAUAGACAGCUCUUCUGGGAUAUUAAACAUCCGUGUCAAAAGGGUACCUGCUGCUUUUCAGUCUGUAGUGCUUGUCACCCGCGCCCCAUCUCCCCGCAUAGACAAAGAGUACCGUGCUGCUCUGAAGGCCAUGUCCCCGACCAACCCCCACCAUGCACCUGUUCGUGAGGUUCACCGUAGCCGCUCCUCCAUUACCAGUGGUUUGACAUCACCACCUGGUAGCGAGGCCUAUUAUGGGGAGACCGACAGUGAUGCAGACGUCGCGGGUUAUGAGAGGCAGAGGCGUCAGAAACGCAGGAGUCCCAGCAACUCCACCCCUGGAAAGCCAACGGGACGUACAUCUCCGGAGGGCGGGGAGACGUCAGAGAUGAGUGGCUAUGACAGUGCACCAGAUGCACUGGUUUUCCCACAUUUGUUGGAUGGACAUGGGGAAGAUAGAAAUGGAGCUGAGGGUCUACCAGGGGUGGCAAGAAAGGAGGUGAUUUACCAACCUCCUAAUCUAGGAGUGUGGUCCUCCCAGACAUCCACUGAGACUUCCUCCAUCAUCUCCUCAGCAGAUGACCAGGGGCCGCGAGAUGGUGGACAAGAGGAAGACAGUGGCUUUUUAGAGUUAACCAAAGUGCCAUUGGUAUCCCCAGAGAGGGCAAAAGAGGCCAUGAUGCUUGGCUCCCGCAGCCAGCUGGUGCCCAUGGUAGGUCCUUUGAGCAAACCCAUCGAUGAGGAGCUUACAACAACCUACGUGGAAAAGGCUAAGCAAGCCAAAUUGAACCGAGGAGACACACUGCAAGACAAGCACGUAAAGGAAGCAAAAAGCAAGUGUCGAACAAUUGCAAAUCUACUGACAGAUGCUCCCAAUCCUCAUUCCAAAGGGGUGUUGAUGUUCAAGAAGAGAAGACAGCGUUCCAAGAAGUAUACCCUUACCAGCUUUGGCAGCGUUGAUGAGGACACUUGUCAGGACUCGCAAGAAGAGGACGGUGUCUUUCAAGGCAGUGAAUCCGAGUUUGAUGAGGAUGGCUUUUCAGCCGUUCCAGACCCAACUUGGGAUAGUGACUACCUGGAUAAGUUGGAGAAGAGGGCAACAGCAGGAACAGAAGUUCGGGGAGGUGAAACAGAGGAUGCUCCUCAAGGUUUAAGUGACACGGCAGGUAAAGGAGCCCAGUUGUUUGAGCAGCAGAGAAAAAGGGUAGCUGAACAUGCAAAGAAGAUAGAAGCAGCACAAACUCAGGCACCUACACAGUCCCAAGCACAGAACCAGUCUCAGAUGUAUCCAGUGCAUGUAGAAAUGCAAGUGCAACCAAAUCUCCAACCUCACCAGAUACAACCACCUGGCCUUAUGUCCACACAACCAAUGCUAUCCCAUGCUCCAGCCCCAGUAGCCGAUACAGCCCAUGGAAUACCCAAUGGGGACCUAUCCAACCCUGUAGUUAGCACUGUUAGCAUGGUGAUGUCAGCUCCACCUGUUACAUCCAAACCAGCCAGUGUUUCAGUGACAGUUCUCAACAGUCCUCCACCACCUGCUGAAACACCAUUACCAGAACUACCUGCAACCAAUGUUCUGAAUAGAACAGCACGUCCUUUUACCCCAGGGUUCAUCAGCAUUCGAGCUUCAACUGCUCCUGUAACGUUCCGACCAGCUGUCACAAAGAGGAGUCAGCGUCCUGCUUCAGCAGCUAUUGUACCUGCACCAUUCUCCACUGCUUUUGAACAUGCCAUUAAUCCUACUUCAGCAACUUCACAGCUGAAUACUGGCCCUAUGCCAGUAUUUUCCCCACCAUACUCCAUCCCUCAAGUUUCCUUAGCCCCGGCACCAGGCACUCCAGUUACAUUUCACCCUCCAGCACUUUCUACUUCUGUAGAGACAAAACAGUCAGCCCCGAAAACGACUGGUGGUUAUCAAACUCCAUUUGCAACUGUGACACCAAUAUCAAUGCCUUCAGCCCAACAAGCACCGGUGGUUCCAGUCCCUAUCCCUCCUAUAUCCCAAAUUUCUCAACCGUUUGCUCCACUGCCUCCACUUCAAGUGCCAGUUGCUCAGCUACCACAACCACAGUUUUCUGUACCACAUGUAGCUCAAGUAUCAGUGGUCUCCCAGCCUGAAACAGUGGCUCCAACCCCUGGUCCUGGUCCAACAGGUCGCACGGGAAUUUUAAAUGACGCUCGACGGCGUGGUGGUAAACCCAAACCUAUGUUUGUCGUCCCAGAAGUGAAAAAGAAUUCCCCCAAUCCUGAAUUGUUGACAAUGGUCCAGAAUCUGGAUGAUAGGUUCAACAGGCACAAAUAUGCCCAACCACCCUCUGAAGUUACUUAUGAUGUUUCAGAGGAAGACAGAGGGGGUGAGCCUGGUAUGGGAAGGGUUCCACCCCCAGUUGCACCGAAACCUCGAGUUAUUCAGGAGGCACCACAGAUUCUUCAGGCAGGAGGUAAGGGGGCCCAAUUGUUUGCCAAAAGGCAAAGCCGAAUGGGAAUGUAUGUGGUGGAUACCUCACCUGAGACUCCUUACCAGCAGGAUGUGGCUUUGCAUAAUACAACUCAACCACAUGAGUCCUCUUUCGGCAGUUCUCUUUCUUCCCCCUGGAAAUAUUCCCCAAAUGUUCGUGCACCUCCGCCUAUAGGGUACAAUCCACUCUUGGCCCCCUCCAUCCCCACUGGGCCUCAGAGGGACACACGCCAACCAGACAUCAAGGGCAGGGGAGGCUUCCACAGAGAAGGCAUCAGGGCACUGGAUUUUAUGAGAAGGCAGCCUUAUCAGUUAAACUCUGCCAUGUUUAAUUACGGAGGCAGUAGCACUAAUCUAUCCACCAUGCCUUCUUACCAAACCCAGCAGGGUAAUUACACAACAACGAUGGUCGGUAGCUCAUUAACUUCACCUCGGCAGAUCCCUCUCAAAACAGCCCGUGUUUACGAAAUAAAGCGAUUCUCCACACCCACACCGAUGUCACAUCCAUCUCUGGCUCCCAAAGUCAUUGCACCUCGGUCAGCCACUACCCUUGGAGAACGUUUGACUCAUUUUGAUAUGAACUCCCCACCUCCAGCUUUCAAUCCAACCCCAGCCCUUUUCAAUGAUCCAAACACAGCUUCAACACUGUUCCAACCAUCAAAGCUGCCAAGCCUCCCAAAAUUCUCUUCCACCACUAUGACACACCCUGUGCCUCCUACAGUGCCCACACCCUAUUCUCCACCAUACGCUACUGGGCUCCAGUCAGCCAAGCAAUUUCAGAGUGCUCCUGAACUCAGCAUCCUUGCUUCUCUGCCCCCACUCAAACCCAACCCUGUUCAGGCACCCAAACCACGUUUUGUUGCGACUAAGGCAGGAGUCCAACCCCUUGUCUGGAGGCCAGGGGGAGUUUGAACAACAACAAACAAAUACAAAAGAAAUUAACAAGUUGAUAUCUAAAAGAAUGUAUCAAUCACAGUGGAGAUCAUUGAUCCAAUAUUUAGAUUAAGCCAUAAUAUUACAAGCCACAUUUUUUCAACUGUGAAUAUCAUCCAGAUUUAGAUAGUUGGUUGAACAAAAUAAAAAGUUUAAAGAUAUCAUCUCUUUAUUGGUAUUCAAAAUUAUUGUAUAUAUGAAAAAGGAAAAUUGGAAAAUUCAAAUUAAAUAAAUAAUCUGCCAAAUAAUACAUGUAUUUAAGUACACAAAUCAACAGUAGACACUAGGUGAUGAGAGAUAACUAGAUAAAGAAGCAACAAAAAGAUAACGUGAUUAUUUUCUUCAAUAGAAAUUUAAAAUGACUGAAAUCACAAAUUAAUUUAAUUUUGUUAGAAAAUACUGUCACGUUUACUUUGCUGUUUGUACAUUUAACUAAGUGACAACAAUAAAAGGGUAUAUUAGCAUACAUUGUAUGUGGUAUCACCCUUUAUACAAUAUGCCUGUUCUUGGAGGGGUUUAUGGA